UAUUGCCGUUGGUGAUGUUGGUGCUGCUGCUGUUGCCGCUUCUCCAACCCGCAAAUUAUAAAACGUGACAAUAAACAAAAGAAAGUUCAACAGAGAGGAAAAACAGAUCUCGUUGAGUUUUCGGUAAUAGUUUCAUUUGAAGCGUCCAAGCGUAAACACCUAAAACAACAAAACGUCGGCGGGUAGCAAAAGUUCGCUUCAAUGUGGCCAUUCACGUGAAAAAUAAUAUUGCAACAAUUUGAAAUUUAAUCGUGGCUGCAAACAAUUUACCUCAAAUCAAAAUAAACAUAUUUGAAAAAAAAAGAAAACAAAUUAUUGCAUUGUCAUAAACAUGUCAAUUUUGUGUAAAUUUGAAUUGACACGCGCUUCAAGCAUCUACUACAGCGGUGAGGUGGUGGAGGGCCAUGUUACUCUCAAUCUCUUGAAGCAGCGGCAAAUUGAAGCAAUUCUCUUGGAAUUCUAUGGUCAAACCAAGUUGGAAUGGCUGGAUUUGGACAAAACAUCUAUGGCAGACCAAAUUGUACACAACGACUUUAGCUCCAAGGAGUUGCAUUCGAUGAAAACACUUUACACCAAUAGCCAUAAACAUGUUUGUGAGCAACUCGAACUGGCCUCAAACAACCAGCUGCAGCAACAGCAAAUAUUGCAUCCACAUGUUGAGUACCGAUACAAGUUUCGCUUCCCAAUACCAGUUCAUGCUGCAGCAACAAGUCGUUGUCCGUUGGGUGAAUGCGAAUAUGGCCUGCGUCUGAUUGUCCAGCAUCCGAGGAAAGUCAAUAAAGAAUUUCACCAAAGAAUUGUCAUUAAAAAUAAACUUGAUUUAUCCGAAAAUAUUGAAUUACGUGAGCCAUUCACGGUACAACAACAAAAUUCGGAUAAUGACGAAGGAAUUAUUUUGACAACACCCUGUACAGGUUUCACACCCGGUCAAAAGGUACCAUAUCACAUCAAGUGCAAAACAUCUCAGCCGAAUUGUAAAAUCUUGGUGCAAUUAAACUGUCAGAUAACGGCAGUUGGACGCAGCCAAACACCUUGCGCCGAUCCGGUCGCAAUCAAACAAGCCAAACAAAUCAUAAACCGGCGAAAACAUUUACCCACUGAGAUAAUGGCGUAUUUAAAUUUGCCAUUAGAUUGUCAAAUCGCCAGAGGGCCAGAGCGUUGCGAAGAUUCAAUGUUAAGAUAUGAGUAUUUACUUGAGGCUUUCCUGAUUGAUGGCUGUAAAAAGAUAUUGGCAAGUGUUGCGAUACCAUUGACGAUUGGAACUACGCCAUGUUUGGAAAUGAAAAUGAUGGAGGAAGACUUUGAAGAUGUAAUAUGUUAUGAUAAUUAUGAAUCCUCCCAUGAAGAGCCGGUCACGACACCAUUGAAUCUAACCAUACCCAGUGUUGAGUACUUUAUCGGUGACCAUGUUUACAAGUCCAUGUGUGAACUUAUGCCCUUAAAAAGAAACAAAUCCCUGAGGAGAUCCCUGCGGUAUUGCUACAAGAAAUUUGUCAAAUUAAUAUAAUAGUAAUUUUUAUAUAUAAAGUAUUUUGUUAUUAUUUUUUUAUACAAACUAUUAAUUUAAUCGAAUAAAAAGCAUUUGUUUUAAUUUUAUCUGCAA
Messenger RNA from Musca domestica (house fly), 1603 nucleotides. RefSeq lists its product as uncharacterized. Bases 332 to 1507 code for a protein of 391 amino acids. Gene Ontology annotation, biological process: protein transport. NCBI's taxonomy places the organism in Eukaryota, Metazoa, Arthropoda, Insecta, Diptera, Muscidae. The transcript has 4 exons. The record is from RefSeq and is a predicted model, not a curated record. Gene Ontology annotation, cellular component: cytoplasm.